GUUCCAUGGCGGCCGUCUUCCGAGGCGCGUGGUCCAGGUGCUCCCUGUGCGCGCGCAGGCUGUUUACUGCCGCCGUGCCUCCUGGUGGCAAAGGCUCGCGCCCUCGUAAGGACUUGCUCCUCGAGCGGGAGCCACCUGGCGGGAGCCUCUCGACCUGUUUGUUUGGAAGAGGCUGGACGAUCAUCAUGUUGCGGGCCUUGUUUUUGGUGUCGCUGCUCGCACUUCUCAGGGUGUGGAUGGUGUGUGGGCAGCAAGGGUACUAUACAAUUGUUGCACCAAAGGUUUUGCGUCCAAACUCUGAAUACCAUGUUGCUGUGAGCACUCAGUUUGUAUCGGAGCCAUGUGAUAUAGUGGUAACUGUUGGUGGAAAACAAGAUGUGGGCAGCAACUUUGUAACAAGCCAGAUGAUAACCGUGGAGCCGUACACCACCAGGAUUGUGAAGCUGGAGAUAGGAGACUUGGGAAGUGGCAUUUACAAACUCAUAGUCAAAGGAGAGAAAGGACUGGUGUUUGAAAACUCAACAAAUGUUGAUUACAUUCAUAAAAGUUAUUCAGUAUUUAUUCAGACUGAUAAAGCAAUUUAUAAACCUGGUCAUAAAGUGAUGUUUAGAGCAAUAGUCCUAAAUUCACACCUCAAACCAAGUGUUACUGGAGCCCUUGAUAUAUAUAUUACUGAUGGAAGGGGCAACAGAGUUAAGCAGUGGAGGCGUGCCCUCACAACAAAGGGCGUGUUCUCAGGAGAGCUGCAGCUGUCUGAAUCUCCAGUUCUUGGAGACUGGAAUAUUGUUGUCAAUGUACUGGACCAGACUUUCAGUAAAACCUUUCAAGUUGCUGAAUAUGUUCUACCAAAAUUCGAGGUCACAAUUGAUGUGCCCCCAUAUGUUACCUUCAAGAAUUCCAAAGUGGCAGCUGUUGUGCAUGCAAAGUAUACAUAUGGAAAGCCUGUGAAGGGAGAGGCAACUGUCACUAUGUAUCCAAAUUAUUUCUCAUCAAUUUUACAACCAGCAUUUCAGAAUCCUGUGCGAAAAGUUGUGACAAUUGAUGGCAAAGCAGUGGUGGAAUUUGACCCUGCAAAGGAGCUAAAUCUAAAUGAUGAAUAUGCUAGAAAUGUCCAGUUUGAGGUUGCUGUUGAGGAAGCUUUGACUGGAAGGAGGCAGAAUAACUCAGCACAAGUGACAGUACACAAGUAUAUGUACAAGAUGAACCUUAUUAAGACGUCAGAGUGCUUCAAACCAGGCCUCAAGUACACAGGAUAUGUUCAGCUUGUGUACCAGGAUGGAAAACCUGUCCGGGAUGAAAAGAACCCAGUCAAAGUUAGCUACAGAUUUUCGCAUGGUGAGAACUUCACGGAAGAAUCAUUCAAGUUAUCACCAGAUGGUAUGGUGACACUUGACUUCUUCCCAGAUAAAAAUGCAACAGUUCUUGAAAUUAAAGCACAAUAUCUCGGCAUGGAGGAAUGGUUCUCAUCCAUUUUACCUGCAAAUUCACCAAGUAAUACAUUCAUUCAAGCAGUUGUGAAGACAGAACAUCCAACUGUGAACGAUUAUGUACAAGUGGAGAUAAAUUCAACAGUGCCUCUCAAGUACUUCAGCUACCAGAUAAUUGGACGUGGAGAUAUUGUGAUAGCCCGUACAGUACAAGUGUCACAAUCUGUGCCAAUGUUCAAAUUCCUAGCAACUUAUGCUAUGGCACCAACGGCCCAUGUUGUUGUGUUCUAUAUGGCUGAAGAUGGAGAAGUCAUUGCUGAUGCACUUGAUAUUGAGCUGAAGGGCACUCUUCAGAACUUCGUAACAGUUGAAGCAAAUCCCAAUGAAACAGAACCAGGUGGAACUGUUGAUCUGAAAAUUGAAGCCAAGGCUAACUCCUAUGUAGGCCUGUUGGGAAUAGAUCAGAGUGUUUUGCUCUUGAAAGGAGGACAUGACAUCACAGAGGAUGAUGUACUGAAGGAGCUACACUCAUACGAUGCCAGUACAAAGUCACCAUACAUUGAUGGUUUAAGGGAUAAAAGGUCUCUGUUUUGGCGACCAGGUUCCUCUGAGGCAAAGGAGAUAUUUGAUAAUUCUGGUGUUGUGGUCCUGACCAAUGGGCUUGUGUAUGAAAACAUGCCAUGGCCGCUGCCGGUGCCAGGUUCGGGCCCCGGGCUGCGCGCGCAGGACGGUCCCCACUUCCGCACAACCCCACCCCCUGGGGCUCCCACACUCAAGCCGGACCUCGGGCCUCCUGUCGCUUACACACCUGUCACCAGACCACCCCUUGCGGGGCCCUACGCCUUCUCUCGAAUCCCUGCCCCCGUCUGGAAUAAGCCACGCGUCUUUCUCCUGCACGACCUCGCGUCGCCGUGGCUCUUUGCCAACUUGUCUUCUGGGCAAAGUGGAAAAACUUCAUUGAAAAGUAAGGUUCCUGACACCAUCACAUCUUGGAUUCUCACAGCCUUUUCAGUAGACACGUUGUUUGGGCUUGGUCUGAUAGAAACUCCUCAAAAGGUGCGAGUCUUCCGGCCAUUUUUCAUCUCUAUCGAUCUGCCAUAUUCUGUCAUUCGUGGUGAGAUUGUAGCAAUACCUAUAGUUGUCUUUAAUUACAUGGACAAGGAUGUUGUAGCUGAUGUUACGCUGGAGAAAGUCGAGCUUGGUACCUUUGAAUUUGCUGAAGUGUCAAAUGAGGUCAGCUCUGUGAAUAAGGUGGAAUUGUAUCGUAAGAAGCAAGUUACGGUGAAAGCCAACAGUGGUUCUUCAGUAUCAUUCAUGAUAACACCUAAGAAACUGGGCCACAUAACAAUUCAAGUAAAAGCCAAGUCUCCUUUGGCUGGUGAUGCAGUGCUGAAGGGGAGACACGAGUACCGAAAUAAAGCAUUCUUCAUUGAUCUCAGAAGCACCAACAGUCACAAAACCAAUGUCACAUUAGAGAUUCCUAGAAGUUCAGUUCCAGGGUCAGAGCAAAUUGAGGUUUCAGCUGUCGGUGACAUAUUGGGACCUAGCAUUUUCAAUCUUGACAAACUCAUUAAGAUGCCAUAUGGCUGUGGUGAGCAGAAUAUGUUGAAUUUUGUACCCAACAUUGUUGUAAUGGAAUAUCUCAAGAACACAGACCAGCUGACACCUGCUGUCGAAACCAAAGCUUUGAAACACAUGGAAAAAGGCUAUCAACAAGAGCUUACAUAUCGCCGAGAUGAUGGUUCCUUCAGUGCAUUUGGCAACAGCGACCAGCACGGAAGCACAUGGCUGACAGCUUAUGUAACGAAGUCAUUCAGUCAGGCAAUGUCAUAUGUGCCUGUGGAAGACAGAGUGAUAGAAGAGGCUUUGCGAUGGUUGUCAAACAACCAGGCUUCUGACGGCAGCUUCCCAGAAGUGGGCAAGGUCAGCCACAGUGCCAUGCAGGGUGGUGCAGCCAAGGGCCUGGCUCUUACAGCAUACACUCUCAUUACAUUCCUUGAGAGCCAGCAGAGAUACAGGCAGAUGUACCACAACACCAUCAACAAGGCAGUGGAGUACAUUGUGCGGAACAUAGAUAGCAUCAACGACACUUAUGCCAUAGCUAUAACGGCAUAUGCACUCCACCUUGCUGACCAUACUGCCAAGGAUGCUGCCUUCAACAUUCUAGAGAGUAGGGCUAAGACUGAAGGUGACAUGAAGUGGUGGAGCAGAUCCCUUGGUCAAGAGGAUGAGAAAAACCCAUGGCAUAGUCUACCCAAUUCUGUAAAUGUUGAAAUGACAUCUUAUGCUCUUCUAACGUACUUAUUGAACAAUCAUGUUGCGGAUUCUUUCCCAAUUUUGAGAUGGUUGGUUUCACAACAGAAUGAAGAGGGUGGAUUUUCCUCUACACAGGACACUGUUGUCGGCCUUCAUGCGCUGGCUCAACUGGCACAGCACAUCAAUUCCCGCUCAACUAGUAUGGCAGUAAAUAUUACAUACCAAAAUGGCGGAUCAGUAAUCUUCAAUAUUAAUCGCCAGAAUUCAAUGAUUCUCCAAAAGCGUGAGCUGUCGUCAAAAGUACGGGAAGUCAACAUCACAGCAACUGGAACAGGAUUUGCCAUUGUGCAGGUGUCUUACCGCUACAAUGUUAAUGUGACUGGUGCAUGGCCGCUCUUCACAUUAGACCCACAGGUUGACAAAAACUCUGACCGGAAUCAUCUGCAGCUUUCGAUAUGCUCAGCGUUUGCUGCUGGACAGUCUGCUAAUGAAAGUAACAUGGCUGUUAUGGAAGUGUCAUUGCCCUCUGGCUUCACCGUUGAUUCAGAUUCACUACCCAGCCUGGAAGUUUCACAGAAUGUGAAGAGAGUUGAGACCAAAGAUGGGGACACUGUUGUUGUUCUGUAUUUUGACAAGAUGACAAGGCAGGAGUAUUGUCCCACCAUAUCUGCUUACCGAACUCACAAAGUGGCUAAGCAGAAACCAGUUCCUGUAUCUAUUUAUGAUUAUUACGACUCGUCUAGACGUGCUAGAGUAUUUUAUGAACCAAGAGUAGCAACACUGUGUGAUAUCUGUGAGGAUGAAGACUGCGACUCAGUUUGCUCGAGUAAAUCGAGUGGUCGUAGUGGAGGGAGUGACGGUAGUGCCGGGUCGGCAGCACCUGUGCCGUUGCCAAGUCAUCUACUUGUGCUGCUGAUGUUCGCUGUUUGCUUGCCUGUGGGCUUGGCUACACAGCACUGAUUGUUUUGUCUAGGCUCGUAUGAUGGGUAAAACUUCAUACAAGCUGCUGACACAGAGAGAGACUGAAACUGUUUGUAAAAGAGAUGUACAGUGGACUGAGUACAUUACUAAAUUAUAUUUUGCUCAGUGCUUUGAGACAUUCUGAAUUAUUAACAUUCUUCUGCGUAAUCAGUGGAUAAGUAUGCUUUGAUGUUGUUGAAAAUACAAUCUGUGGAUUUACAAAUAACACCCAUUAAAAAUAUGGGAUAACAACAAUUUAAUUUACUGUGAUUCAUUUUAAAACCAUUAAUUCCAUGGAAGAUGAUUCAUAAUAUUAUGGUAUUUAUCACUAUAUUCUUGAGGUCUAUAAUUAAGAGUGCAAUAAAACCAAAUUUCAAUGUGUGUGUGUGUGUGUGUGUGUGUGUGUGUGUGUGUGAGAGAGAGAGAGAGAGAGAGAGAGAGAGAGAGGGGGGGGGGGGGCAGAUAGUUACUUAACGUAAUAUUUAACUUAACACAGAGCAAUACACUUGGUUCUUCUUAUGUAGACAUCAUAAUUAUGAGUGAGUAAGUGUUGGAUAGUUCUGGUUACAAGAAUGCAAAUUGUGUCCACUGGCAAUGCUGUGUGUGUUCUUCUUCUAAACUGUAACAUGUGUGUGAUGUCAUUUACCAGUCACAUAUCUGCAUUGCCUGGACAGUAAUGAUGCAAUUUGCUGUUGAAAUAAAAUAUGUAAACUACUCAAAGCUAAUUGUGAUAUGUAACAAAGCUGCUUUAACACACUUGUUAUGUAGGAAGAUUGUGAUGUUCCUUUGUGUUUUUUGAACAAUAUUUUUUUUGUUUAUAUAGUUUUGAAACAAAUUAUUUGGUGAUUACUUUGAAAUCAGUUUUUGAGAUGAGUGAUAUGUAUAUUUGUUAAUAACAAGAUUGUAACAUAUAAAUAAAGUUUUGAAUUUUUUGUA
Messenger RNA from Schistocerca piceifrons (Central American locust), 5579 nucleotides. Its product is annotated as CD109 antigen-like. Lineage: Eukaryota; Metazoa; Arthropoda; Insecta; Orthoptera; Acrididae. The record is from RefSeq and is a predicted model, not a curated record. The transcript has 30 exons. Gene Ontology annotation, molecular function: endopeptidase inhibitor activity. The coding region runs from base 6 to 4643 and encodes 1545 amino acids. Gene Ontology annotation, cellular component: extracellular region.